This is a messenger RNA of Zygosaccharomyces rouxii, 1101 nucleotides long. RefSeq names its product isopenicillin N synthase family dioxygenase. The coding region runs from base 1 to 1101 and encodes 366 amino acids. Gene Ontology annotation, molecular function: dioxygenase activity. The transcript has a single exon. NCBI's taxonomy places the organism in Eukaryota, Fungi, Ascomycota, Saccharomycetes, Saccharomycetales, Saccharomycetaceae. The record is from RefSeq and is a predicted model, not a curated record.
AUGAAUAUGUCAUUCGGUUCAAUUCCUGUGAUUGAUUUGGGGCAGGCGUUUGACAACGAGACUAAGCCAAAGUUCCUAGAAAAUCUUCGCCAUGCCCUUAUAACUGUGGGAUUUUUACGUUUGACCAACUUUGGUAAUUAUGGUCCAACAACACAAGACUUUCAAAACAUCACACAGCAGGGAAUAGAGUUUUUCGAACUUCCAGAGGAAGAAAAGAAGAAAGUCGAAAUGAUCAACUCACCUCACUUUUUAGGAUACACAAAAUUGGGCAAUGAAAUAACAUCAGGUAAAAUCGAUUGGAGAGAGCAAAUAGACCUUGCAACGGAGCUCCCUGCACCUACUAAGGACGGACCCCUGUACAAACAGCUGGAAGGUCCAAAUUUAUGGCCUGAUGAGAGGGUCUUGCCCUAUUUUAAACUCACAAUGACUAGUUACAUUGACAAAAUGAGCAGACUGUCCAGCAUUUUCACCAAACUUGUAGCUGAAUCAAUUGGUCUUUCCCCAAAUGCUCUGGAUACAUAUUUUAAAGAAAAUCAACAAUGCAAAAUGAAGAUCGUUGCUUAUCCAGCUGAUACUCACUAUAGGAAUGAUGUUGAAGCAGUACAAGGAGUCGGACCUCAUAAGGACUCCGACUUCUUAACUUUUGUGUACCAGGCCUCUGAUCAUAAGGAUACUUUACAAGUUCAAAAUUUCAAGGGAGAGUGGAUAUCUGUAGACAAUAUUCCAGGAAGCCUAGUCGUCAAUGUGGGGCAGACAUUAGAAGCCAUUACUUGUGGUGUGUGUAAAGCUACUAUACAUCAGGUUUUGAGACCUAGGAAAGGGUCGGGAACGAGGUUAUCUAUUCCUUUUUUCCGGACUGUGGAUUUGGAGUCUAAAGAAAGCGCCGUCUCAAACAUUUCGCAUGAUGUUUGGAAAUUAAAAGAGGAAAGAGAUAAAACCAUAGAUCGCUGGGGAAUAGACACAGGUUUUCAAUAUCGACCAGAUUUUUCUCAGCAUCCGGCUGGCUAUGCAGUAUUUCGUAACAGGAUCAAAUCGCAUCGUGAUGUCGCCGCUAAAUGGUAUCCGGAACUUCUUGCAAAAGUUUUGACUGAAAUUGCAUGA